CAUCCUCAGCAUAUAUAGGAAGGAAGAAAAUGACUUCGAAUGCUUUGCUUCUGAUAGGCUUUCUGGUUUCUGUGUCCCUUCUCAUUUCCAUGGAGGUGGCAGCUCGGCAGUUCGGCGAUGAUAAGGAAAAUGGAAGCAAGAAGUUGCAGCCCAAAACAGUUGCAAAGUAUCCCCAUGAUAUUGGUGGUUACAAUCAGGGCCAAGGUGAGAACAAUCAAAAUGGUUAUGACAACUUUGGCGGCCCCAAUGGCAAUGAUUGGCGUCAUGGCAGUGGUGAUAGUUAUCAUGGUGGUGAUGGUGGUUAUCGUGAUGGCAAUGAUGAUUAUUAUGGCAAUGGCCAUAACCAUGGUGGUGAUGGUGGCAACAAUUUUGGAGGAUAUCAUGGUGGCAAUGGUGGAAACUAUGACGGUGAUAGUGGCUACCGUGGCAGAGGAGAAUAUCACGGUGGCAACCACGGUGGUGAUGGUGGCUACAAUGGUGGAGGAGGGUAUCAUCGUGGCAACUACGGUGGCGAUAAUGGUUACCAUGGCCGAGGAGGAUAUCCUGGUGACAAUGAUGGCAAUGGUGGCAAUAACGGUGGUGGUGGUGUUGGUGGUUACCACCAUGGAAGAGAUAGAAGAGAGGGUGGUGAUGGAGAUGGUGGUUACUACCAUGGUGAAGGAGGCCAUUAACACCCUUUCUAUAGUGAAUGAUGUCUUUGAGAACACUUCUUCAAAUGCUAAAUAUUUUGAAUAGUUAAGAACUUUAUAGCAUGUGUUAAUUAAAAUAAGCUAUGAAGUGUUUAAUGUUUCUAUAAUAAAACCUCUUUGUAAGGAUAUAAUAAAUUAUAUAU
Molecule: messenger RNA, 832 nt
Organism: Phalaenopsis equestris
Lineage: Eukaryota; Viridiplantae; Streptophyta; Magnoliopsida; Asparagales; Orchidaceae
Product: dormancy-associated protein 2-like
Exons: 2
Coding region: 30-671 (213 amino acids)
Source: RefSeq, a predicted model, not a curated record